ACUUUUUCUUCGAAGUUCGAGUUGGGUGGCAUGGCUGGCUGCGUGCUCACGGACCCGUCGCUUCUCCGCCUCCUCCUUGCGUAUCAAGAUGGGCUGUACGAGGACGUGCGGGAUCGUCUCGCCGACGCCAUGUUCUGCGUACGCCUCGAUGACGACGGGCGGUACUACCACCUGCCGAACGUCGUUGAGCCUGUCUCGACCACACGUACGCUCUUCUUGUCGCUGCCGGCGUACGACUUUCGCCUCCCGGUGCAUUGGACCAUCGUCGAAGGUCAGCUGCGCCUCCUCAUGCGCGUUGCCGCCUGUCGACCUCAGCUCUUGACGCGUGAUGCGCUGUACUGCGCCGUGGCGAGCGGUGACCUGCCAAUCGUAAGCUACUUGUGCUCCUUGGAUCUCGCACCAGGACGCCUCACGGAGCCGCUUCUCGAUCUCGCAGUGUCCCACGGCAGCAUUGCGCUGCUAGAGCUGCUGGUCGGUGCCGGCUUCAGCCGCGCAAGUCCGCGCGCAGCUGCGAUUGCCGCCGAGCGCGGCGACAUGGACGUGCUUGAGUACCUCGCGUCUCGAUCAUGCGAUGUCACCCAAGCAGUGGCUACUGCAGCUGCACGUGGCUUUCUCGAUAUCAUCAUCUACUUGCACGCUCGUGGCGUCCGUGGGACGUCGCCAGCGGUCGUUGAUGGCGCCGCUAUGCACGGCCAUGCCAACGUCGUGGCGUUUCUGCUGCAGGACGGUGGGUACACCAACUCGGCGACCGCAUGGACGCUGGCCGCCAACGACGGGCACCUGCACGUGCUGCAGCUUUUACAUCAGCACGACGCGCCUCACUGCUCGAGUAACGCGAUGGACUAUGCGGCCACCGAGGGUCACUUGGAAGCUGUGACCUUUCUUCAUACGCACCGCAACGAAUGCGGCGCCACGACAGACGCGAUCGACGGCGCAAGCGCCAACGGACACCUCUCCGUGGUGCAGUACCUCUGCGCGAACCGCACGGAAGGCUGGACCCACCGCGCGCUGGACGACGCCGCCGGUGGUGGCCACCUCGAGGUCGUGGUCUUUCUCCUGCAGUGGGGGCCACCGGCCCUUAGCCAGCGCGCAGUGACGCAGGCCGCUGCCAACGGCCACGCAAUGGUGCUGCAGCACCUCCUCGCUGCACAGCUGCAAGGUGUUUCUGCGACGGCGGCCGCUGCCUGUGCUGUGGCCGAGCACGGUCACCUCGACGCGCUCCAAGUGCUCUACGCUUACCGCCAAUCCGGCUGGAACACAUCUGUGUGGUUUGCGGCCUUUGCCCACUUGGACGUGCUGACCUUUCUGCUGACGCACGCACCCGAGUGCGUCGACGCCGACGCGUCACUUGUGCCGACCGCGCUAUCCGUUCCGGUUGCGCGUUUGUUGCAGAGCGCGCUUGGACAUCAUCUCCGACUCAACUUGCGUCAGGACGACGUGGGUGUGCUGGCCCUCUUCCCGGGCUAUCCAUGGUCCGAGACGACAAUGCGGGAGGCCAUUCGCAGUGGCAAUCUUGCCAUGGUGCGCUACCUGCACGAACACGAGCACGACCAUGUGUGCAGCGCCGACCUGCUGGCGACGGCGGCGUCCGUCCCGGGCAACACGGAUGUCUUCACGUACCUCGCUGAGCACUGCGUUCGUGCGACGUCGGAGGACGUGUGGAUCCAAGCAGCGCGCCACGGCAACCUGGCUAUCCUAGAAGCUUUGCAUGCAAACCAGAGCCUUGGCGCCACACCGGCCGUGAUGGACGAGGCCGCCCGCGUCGGCGCCGUCGACGUGCUUCGGUUUCUGCAUGACCACCGACGCGAAGGCUGCUCGACGCGCGCCAUGUUUGAUGCCAUCACGUACGGACACUGGCGCGUUGUGGCGUUUCUGUGUCGACAUGGCGAGCCAGGCGUGUCGAACGAAGCCAGUUGCCGCAACAUUGAGAUCGCGAUCGAAGCGUUCGAUCCCGAGUGGACGGAAGCGCGCUUGAGCGAUGUGCUCCCGCUCUUGCUCCGGCGCCUUGACGCGCUGCGAGCCUGA
This is a messenger RNA of Saprolegnia parasitica CBS 223.65, 2025 nucleotides long. RefSeq lists its product as hypothetical. The record is from RefSeq and is a predicted model, not a curated record. NCBI's taxonomy places the organism in Eukaryota, Oomycota, Saprolegniomycetes, Saprolegniales, Saprolegniaceae. Gene Ontology annotation, molecular function: protein binding. The transcript has a single exon. Bases 31 to 2025 code for a protein of 664 amino acids.